AUGUUGCUGCCAUCUCGGCGCUUUCAUACGUGCCUGAGGAACUUCCUCCUCUGCUCCAACGUCUUAUUCUGUAUCGUGGGUGUGAUCCUGCUGGAAGUCGGGGUGUGGGGGAAGCUGAUCCUGGACGCCUAUUUCUACCUGGAACCUGAGGAGAACACCAACGCGACGUACGUCCUCAUUGGGACCGGGAUCACCACCGUUAUUUUUGGACUGUUGGGUUGCUUCGCUGUGUUCCGCGGCACUCCAUGGAUGCUCAAACUGUACGCCUUUUUCUUCACCAUGGUGUUCCUGUCUGGGUUUGUGGCGGGUGUCUCAGGCUUUAUCUUCAAACACGAAGUGAAAGCCAUAUUUGGCGCCGCCUUUGAAAAUGCCGUGAAGUCCUACAGCAGCUCUGACAGCAGCGACACUGCGGUCGAUGCCAUUCAGAGGACUCUGCACUGCUGUGGGGUGAGGAGUUACUCUGACUGGAGCGACACGGCCUACUACAAAGAGAACGGCCUCCCUGCCAGCUGCUGUAAAGACAACUCCGACUGCUCACCUGAGACCUUAAAAGACCUGGACAAUGCUGAGAGUGAGGUGUACAAGUUGGGCUGUUUUGAGAUGAUAACCAAUGCACUGGAGGCCAACCUGGAGGUCAUCGCAGCGAUCGCCUUUAAAAUUGCUUCCUUACAUCUGAUUGGGAUAUUGCUGGCUUGCUGUUUGUCCCAACAACCUGCCUGA
This is a messenger RNA of Solea senegalensis (Senegalese sole), 720 nucleotides long. RefSeq names its product tetraspanin-7-like. The coding region runs from base 1 to 720 and encodes 239 amino acids. Gene Ontology annotation, cellular component: membrane. NCBI's taxonomy places the organism in Eukaryota, Metazoa, Chordata, Actinopteri, Pleuronectiformes, Soleidae. The transcript has a single exon. The record is from RefSeq and is a predicted model, not a curated record.